Molecule: messenger RNA, 342 nt
Organism: Rotaria sp. Silwood1
Lineage: Eukaryota; Metazoa; Rotifera; Eurotatoria; Philodinida; Philodinidae
Source: the annotation of a GenBank genome assembly
AUGGUUGUUUUACUUUUAUUUAAUGAAUUUGACAAUAUGACAGUUGAACAAAUAUUAGAUAAAACUGAUAUGAACUAUGAAUCAUUCGAACAAGUUCUUCUCAGUUUAUUAAAAAGUGAAACAUUAAAAUGUGCAGGAAUCAAUGGAAAUACAUUAAAUGAAAAUUUAAAUCAAAGUGGAAUUACAGAAAAUUCUGUGAUUGAAAUUAAUCAAACAUUUCACAGUAAUAAAAUUAUGAUUAAUUUGAUUAAAACUACAGAACCAUCCGCUUGGAAUUCAAUUGAUUCUGAAACUAUAUAUAUACAUCAACAGAUGAGGAUCACAAAUUGGUUAUUCAAGUAA